This is a messenger RNA of Carassius carassius (crucian carp), 1055 nucleotides long. Its product is annotated as CLOCK-interacting pacemaker-like. Lineage: Eukaryota; Metazoa; Chordata; Actinopteri; Cypriniformes; Cyprinidae. The coding region runs from base 237 to 1049 and encodes 270 amino acids. The transcript is spliced from 5 exons. Gene Ontology annotation, cellular component: nucleus. Gene Ontology annotation, biological process: negative regulation of circadian rhythm; negative regulation of DNA-templated transcription. The record is from RefSeq and is a predicted model, not a curated record.
CCAGCCUCCUGCGAUAAGGAUAGGCCGGUCGGAGAGAUUUAGUCGCCUGCGAUUGGAUUAGACCACAAGUCAAUCACGUAGCCGGUAGCAACCACGUAACGCUGAAGAAUCCAACGUAAAUAUAGCAAAUGAAUAACACGAACACCCUCCAUUCCUAUCUGGUGGCAGAAGAUGACAGUUUUAAAGUAGAGGUCUAUGGAAACCACUGAAUAAAAAGACUCAUACAGAGGAAGAGGAUGAGCACGAGGAUGAAGGACGACGGUCGUUCGAGAGCCAUGGCCAGAGUUAAAAACAAAAGGAUGGAGAAGUCCAAGCUGGAGUCUGAGAGGGACUCGGGCUUCUCAGACGGUGGCUCUGAGCAUUUGAGUGUGGACAGAGACGACGCGUCGAGCUCCAGAUCACAGCUGACCCUGCAGAGCCUCUCACCCGUGAUCUUCAUGAACAAUGUGCUGCUAAAGCAGUCUGGUGAAACCCCUUCUUCUCUGAAGCCCUGGGCGUUCAGUCCGGCGGUGGUUCCUCAGUCUCAGGUGGUCUUCCUUCAACCCGUCGUCCCACAGAGAUCCGGCCCGGUGCCCAAGGGACCCCCGUCCAAACGCCGCAGACACAGAAAGUACCUCCCUAUCCUUAAAUCCUACCCCAAAAUCGCUCCUCAUCCCGGAGACGCGGGCCCUAAGAUCAGCAGCAGCAGCGGUUCCCCUCGCGGUCAGAAAGACUCGUUACCCAGCGCUCUUCCAGCAUCUGAACCCACAGACGGCUCCCCGCAGACGCUGGACACCGAUGCACACUCUCUUAACACGGACAGCAAGAUCAAGCGCUUCUGCAACACGUACAACAUCCUCAGCAAGUCAGGCCUGCUGGACAUCACGCUGCGCACGAAAGAGCUGAUCCGGCAGAACCGGCGGACGCAGACGGAGCUGGAUCUCCUGCGAGAACACACCGACCUGUUCAUGCAAGCGCUGCAGACCGGAGACUCGGUCAUCUGGAGCCGGCUGCUGACCAGCACACAAGAGCAGGACCACGAGAAACACAGGACUGUCCAGCUGAAGUGAGCCGAA